Messenger RNA from Chelonia mydas (Green sea turtle), 7156 nucleotides. RefSeq names its product phospholipid-transporting ATPase ID. Gene Ontology annotation, cellular component: plasma membrane. Gene Ontology annotation, biological process: Golgi organization; phospholipid translocation. Gene Ontology annotation, molecular function: ATP hydrolysis activity; ATPase-coupled intramembrane lipid carrier activity; ATP binding. The record is from RefSeq and is a predicted model, not a curated record. Lineage: Eukaryota; Metazoa; Chordata; Testudines; Cheloniidae. The transcript is spliced from 28 exons. The coding region runs from base 629 to 4156 and encodes 1175 amino acids.
GAUCCACUCACAAGUUCCUCCUUUUGCUUCCCCCUUUUCAAAGUGUUUUCUUUUUCUCUGCCUUUUCGUUUCCCUUUCUAAAACCCUCCACACUAGUAUGGAAUGAGUAGCAGUGGCCCCUGGAAUCCAGGCUGGACACUCCUGUGCAGGGUGCUUUGCCUUCCUGCCCGAGCGUUUCACAGCUUGGUGUGACUGGCAUUUUUAUUUUUAUUUUUUAUUUGUUUAAAGGAGCAAAUCCACUUUCCCUAUCUACAGGAAACAGGAGGGGGGAAAAGACAGAAGAAUUUGGCAAGUAGCCAAGGCCAGUCAGUGAAGUCAGUAGUAAGGAAUUAAGAGUAAAUUUAGUCACCAGUUCAUCACAGAGGAAAUCGGGUCUGCAGUGGAUUUUAACGUCUGAGACAACCCUAUAGUGGCUUGUUUCCCAGUUUAGAACAACUUUGCUUUCCUAGAUGCAUAUCCUGCGUGUGCAAUAACCAGAGGAAUUUAAGUUGAUCUAGGGAGGGGAUAAAGCAGCAUAUAAAUGAGAAGAGAGGAGUGUAUUCGAGUGCUAUGGAGGGCAGUAACUGUUGCUGUGACUUUUAAAAGUCUUCAAGGAAAUUCCAUGGAACUGCACUGAAAGAAACUUGGGAUGCCGCUAUUUGGAUUAAAGUUUGGAAAGAAGAAAUUGAAAGAGGAAGAGAGGCACCUUCAGGCGAACAACCGGGAAUUUAAUCUGGAGUUCGAAUAUGCUAACAAUUCAAUUAAAACAUCGAAAUACAAUUUCUUCACUUUCCUGCCUCUCAACCUGUUUGAGCAGUUUCAGCGAAUCGCCAAUGCUUAUUUUUUGUUCCUGCUGAUUCUGCAGCUCAUUCCUGAGGUUUCCUCCUUGUCUUGGUUUACGACGGUGGUGCCGCUGGUGCUGGUGCUGACCGUGUCGGGCGUCAAGGAUGCCAUCGACGAUUUUAAUCGAUACAAAAGUGACAAUCAUGUCAAUAACCGUCCCGUCCAGGUGCUGAUUAAUGGCAGAUUGAAGGAUGAUAAAUGGAUGAAUAUUCAAGUGGGAGACAUCAUAAAACUAGAGAACAACAACUUUGUGACGGCAGAUUUACUGUUACUCUCAAGCAGUGAGCCGCACAGUCUGACAUACAUCGAGACGGCUGAACUGGAUGGGGAAACCAACCUCAAAGUGAAGCAGGCACUGACAGUCACUGCGGAGCUGGGAGAGGACCUUCAGAAACUGACUGAUUUCAACGGUGAAGUCAAAUGUGAGGCACCGAAUAACAAACUGGAUAAGUUCACUGGGACGCUUACUCUCCACGGGGAGAAAUUUGCCCUGGACAAUGAGAAGAUGCUGCUGAGGGGCUGCACCAUUAGGAACACAGAAUGGUGCUUUGGGCUCGUUAUUUAUGCUGGGCCAGACACAAAAUUAAUGCAGAACUGUGGGAAAACAACCUUUAAACGGACCAGCAUUGAUCGGCUAAUGAAUGUCCUCGUGUUAGUGAUUUUUGCGUUUUUAGCCCUGAUGUGUUUCAUCCUGGCCAUUGGAAAUGGCAUCUGGGAAUAUGACAAGGGCUAUUACUUCCAGGUCUACCUGCCCUGGGCAGCAGGCGUAGACUCGGCUCCCUACUCUGGAUUCCUCAUGUUCUGGUCUUACGUGAUCAUUCUGAAUACUGUGGUGCCGAUUUCACUCUACGUCAGUGUGGAGAUUAUACGUUUGGGCAACAGCUUCUACAUUGACUGGGACCGUAAAAUGUAUUACCCGCUGAACGAUACACCAGCCCAGGCCCGCACCACCACCCUCAAUGAAGAGCUGGGACAAAUCAAGUACAUCUUCUCUGACAAAACGGGAACUCUCACUCAGAACAUCAUGGCUUUCAACAAGUGCUCCAUUAAUGGGAAAUCCUAUGGUGACGUGUACGACAUGGCUGGGCAGAGGACUGAGAUCACUGAGCACACAGAGAAGGUCGAUUUCUCGUACAACCAACUGGCCGACCCAAAGUUUGUGUUCUACGACCACAGCCUAGUGGAAGCUGUGAAGCUGGACGAUGCCGCGACACACAGGUUUUUCCGGUUGCUCUCGCUGUGUCACACCGUGAUGCCAGAAGAGAAGGAGGAAGGUAACCUGGUGUAUCAGGCCCAGUCUCCAGACGAAGGAGCCCUGGUCACCGCGGCCCGAAACUUUGGCUUUGUGUUUCGUGCUCGGACCCCCGAGACCAUCACUGUGGUGGAAAUGGGAGAAACAAAGGUCUAUGAGCUCCUGGCUAUUCUGGACUUCAACAACGUGCGCAAAAGGAUGUCUGUCAUCGUGCGAAGUCCGGAGGGUGACCUGACCUUGUAUUGCAAGGGCGCUGACACCAUUAUCUAUGAACUGCUGGAUUCUUCCUGUGGACCCCUCAAGGAAGAGACCAUGGAACACUUGAAUGAGUUUGCAGGUGAAGGCUUGAGGACUCUGGUUGUGGCCUACAAAAACCUGCAGGAGGACUACUUUGAGGAGUGGCACAAACGUCACCAUGAAGCAAGCACUGCCCUGGAUGGACGGGAAGAGAAGUUAUCUGAGUUAUACGAAGAGAUUGAAAAAGACUUAAUGCUGCUAGGUGCCACGGCUAUUGAGGACAAGUUACAAGAUGGAGUCCCCCAGACGAUUGAAACCCUGACCAAAGCCCACAUUAAAAUCUGGGUUCUGACUGGAGACAAGCAAGAGACUGCCGUGAAUAUUGGCUACUCCUGCAACAUGCUGCAUGAUGACAUGAAGGACGUUUUCAUUAUUGAGGGCAACAGCUCUGAGGACGUGUUAGAUGAACUCAGGACUGCAAGGAAGAAAAUGAAUCCGGAUUCCUUCCUGGACAGUGAUGAAAUUAACAUCAAGUUUAUAAACCCUUCCACGAAGUCAAGGAUCUUACCUGAAGAGCAAGCGAAUGGGGUGUAUGGCCUGGUUAUUAACGGCCAUAGUUUGGCUUAUGCACUAGAAGGGAACUUGGAGCUCGAGCUGGUGCGAACAGCCAGCAUGUGCAAAGUGGUGAUCUGCUGCCGGGUGACCCCCCUGCAGAAAGCCCAGGUGGUGGAGCUGGUGAAGAAGUACAAGAAGGCCGUGACCCUGGCGAUCGGUGAUGGGGCAAACGAUGUCAGCAUGAUCAAAACUGCCCACAUUGGGGUCGGUAUCAGUGGCCAGGAGGGGAUGCAGGCUGUGCUGUCCAGCGACUUUUCCUUCGCACAGUUCCGUUACCUGCAGCGCCUGCUCUUAGUCCACGGGCGAUGGUCCUACAUCCGCAUGUGCAAGUUCCUCAGAUACUUCUUCUAUAAGAACUUUGCCUUCACAUUAGUUCAUUUCUGGUAUGGAUUCUUCUCCGGCUUCUCUGCACAGACUGUGUAUGAUCAGUGGUUCAUCACCCUCUACAAUUUGGUGUAUACCUCCCUCCCGGUGCUAGGAAUGAGCCUCUUUGACCAGGACGUGGAUGACCGCUGGAGCAUGCAGUUCCCUCACCUCUAUGAACCCGGGCAGCAGAAUCUCUACUUCAACAAGAUCGAGUUUGUCAAGUGCGUGCUGCAUGGGAUCUACAGCUCCCUCAUUCUCUUCUUCAUCCCCUAUGGGGCCAUGUACGACACCGUGAGAAGCGAUGGGAAAGCCAUUGCUGACUACCAGUCCUUCGCACUGAUGGCCCAGACCUGCCUACUGAUCGUGGUCUCUGUGCAGAUUGGGUUGGACACUGCCUACUGGACAGCUGUGAACCAGUUUUUCAUCUGGGGCAGCCUUUCCGUUUACUUUGCCAUCAUCUUCACCAUGUACAGUGACGGCAUGUACCUGAUCUUCGCAGCCUCCUUCCCUUUCGUUGGGGCAGCUCGAAACACCCUCAAUCAACCCAGUGUGUGGCUGGCGAUCUUCCUCAGCAUCACCCUGUGUGUGCUGCCGGUGAUUGGCGGUCGGUUUCUGAAGGCUCAGCUAAUGCCAACCGUCAGUGACAAAGUCCUACGCAAGAUCAGAGAGGCCAAGAAGCGGCCGCCCCCUCCCUUGCCCAAGACGCGCUUGCGCCGUACCAGCACCCGUCGCUCCGGCUACGCCUUCUCCCAUCAGCACGGCUUCGGCGCACUCAUUAUGUCUGGGAGAAACAUGCGGCCGAAACUGCCUUUCACGACAACAGGGACGUUUUCACCCAAUAGUGAGAAAAACAGACACAAGUGAAAGAAAGAAUCAGGGCAGCCGGAAAGGAAACUCUGCUCUGCACAGCAUCCCAGCCUGCACCUGCCCAGGACUGCCCUGUCAGCUCCUCCAAGGAGGACUCAGGCCUUCUCUUUCCACCCAGGCGUUCUCUCUAACUCCAGCUCCUGCUCCGAAGGGCACACGCUGCUCCCAGGGAGGCAGGGGAAGGGUGGAAAGAACAGGAUGAGUCAAAGUCCUUAAAUGUGUGGCAUUGACAAGUUGAGAGGGGUAAGCGCAGAGCAGACCAACCCCCCCAUCCCUCUGUGGCCUGAGAGAGAGAACGUGCAGGGGAACGCCCACUCCAUGCACCAAGAUCAUCCGUGAUGCCCCUGCUUCAUCCCCUCAACCCCGUACCUCCGAGCACAGUGAGGUCAGGGCGGAGGGAGGGCAGAGCUAUGUAAGCUCAUUCCAUCCACAAGGCUUGUUUCUGCAGUGAACUAUGCCAUGAAACAUUCAGAGCUGUAUUCAUCCCUGGGAGAACUCCACUGACCCCAGGGGUGACUGGGGCCCAGUGCCUCAAACCCCAGCUCCCAAAUCUUUGCAAUCUAAGUAAUUGUGCGGCCAUUUGUCCAUAAUAUACAGGAGCAUUUGGAGAGUGUCAUGGAGUGUGGGGGAGUCCAGGCCCUGCACCCCUCUUCCUGGGAUUCACUGAGACUCUCAGCCAGCCAGUAAAACAGAAGGUUUAUUGGACAACAGGAACACAGUCCAAAACAGAGCUUGUGGGUACAACCAGGACCCCUCAGUCAAGUCCUUCUGGGGGAGCAGGGAGCUUAGACCCCAGCCCUGGGGUUCCCUGCGUUCCUCCACCCAGCACCAAACUGAAAACUAAACCCUCCUAGCAGCUCCCUCCUGCAGCCUCUGUUCACAUUCCCGGGCAGAGGUGUUACCUCCCCCUCCCCCUCCUGGCUCAGGUGACAGGCUCUCAGGUCUCCCAUUGAAACUCCCCUGCCACAUUCCCAGGUCAACACUCCCCCCUCCCUGCUGCGUCACAGAGAGUAUGAGGUGGGAAAUGACCUUCUGAGCUGGUGGGUAACUCUGUCCAGGUCUACGGCCAGUGCCCCAAGCGCAGCCCCUGCCUGGAGGUGCAGCCCCGCUACCUUUGGGAGGUGCUGCAAGUCAGGUGUUCAGCUCUCCAGACGACACCCAGGGGAAAGGGCCUGCAAUUGCGCUGCCCUGCAGAGCCAGCCUGCUGGGAAAUGUCACUGUUCUCAGGUUUUGCAGCCAGGCCACCAGCAGUUUCUUCUAGACUUAAAACAGAAAAGCACCAAAACACUAAGUUCCUGAAUUCCACAAAUGCUAGAGCUGCUCAGUUAAAGUAAAGCUGGGAAAUCCCUCCCUGAGGAUCCCUCGGGUCAUGGCUAGGUCUCACAAGGGAACCUCCAUCAGCAGGUGGCUUUCCAACCAGACCCGCCAAAUUCUGCUCUCCAGCACAAGCGCCCAGCUCCCAUGGACUUCAGUGGAACUGAAAGAGAGCGUCUGGUGGCAGAAACUGAACCUCCAGGCGCUGCACAGGGCCGAUGGGAGGGUGCCGUUUUCACCCUUACCUCUGAGUGCCCAGCUCUUUAACAUGCCAGCCGCCUUCUUCUGUCUCUCUCUCCCCCUCGCCUCCUGGGCAGUGUGGGUGAAGGGUUAGAAGAAACCUCCCUAGGCUCAGGCUCGGCGAUCUCCACAGUUUCCUGAACCAAACGGCUUUGCCUGAUCUUUCCAUUUGGGUUGGAAGGCGAUACAGACAGCUGACUGCCCCUAAGUCCCGGGUGUGAGGUCAGAGAGCUGUGUCAGACGGCAGCAAGGGGACCUGACAGGCUAGAAACUGCCGUCUUGGAGCUGCUGAGCCAUUGGGCCUGGUUCUCCAGUCCGUUACACCAGUGCUAUUCCACUGGCUUUGGUGAAGUUACCCUGGUGUAAAGCCAGCAUGCUGGAAGGGAGAAUCAGGCCCAUUAGUGUUACUAACCCAUCUCUAUUGAGCUGUCUUGCCUGCAGGACAAAGCAACCCCCUGGUAGUUCCUCAGCCGGGUGCUCUAUAGCCAGUUGUAGGGCUGGAGGGUUGUAGGGCUGGAUUCGUUGCCUGCUUGGGCUGGGAUCCCUGUACAUUACACACGUUAGCGGUAACGGGGUUCUGUGCGGAAUCCCCCAGGCCCUGGCAGAAGGGAUGUGUUACUGCGACAGGCCUCGUCUCCCUGGAGCUCCUUGUUCCCUGCUGGGCUCCUUGUUUUAACAGUGACGGCGUGGAAUUGUUUACACUCUUCUAACAAAGGGUUUUAUUCUCUGGCCAUGACUCUCCUCUGGGCUUAGCACCAGCAGAGACAGAGGGUCGAUUCCACCUGGGCUCUGGGGAUGUGUUAUAAACCACAGCAUUAGCUUUCGGACCUGGGGCUGGGUCUACCCUUGCACAGCAGGGGAAAGGAACAUCCCCUACCCCACAGUGCUGCCCGGAGUCAGCCGUAACACCAAGCAAUGCAGUGUGCCGUGGGGAAUCAAAGUGAGCAGUGCAGUCAUUGCUCGUCACCUCUCUCUGGCUUGUGGUCACGUCCCUGAGACCAUCACCUCGGCACUCGGAUUCGGAUAAUAACGUUGGCCUCCCCAUGGUACCGAAGGGGAGAGUUUAGAUUGUUAAACUGACAUCCCCGAAGGCUCAGCCUGCCGGGCUGUCACCAGCGUGUGGUGUAGUGGGCUGCAGUGCUGAGAAGGAGAGGCAGGCCAGGUGCUCGUGAACCAGGGAAGCUCUGGGACCCCAGACACAGCUCUGAUACGGUUUGCACAUGACACGGACUACUUGGCCACGGGCCGAAGCAGGACUUGCAAAUGCUGCAUGAGACACGCAAGGGAUGAUCCUCUUGGUGAACUUGCUCCAACUGCAAAGACUUCAGCAGUUUGACAAGACCAAUAUUUGUUUUUAAUGUGUUGAAAUUGGCCCUGGUGUUCCACAAGCAUCUCUCCUUGGUUUGUAAAAUAAUUUUUUAAUAUAAAUAGUGGCCAAUGGGA